AGGUGGAAUCCAACUUUCAUUAUGGAAAAAAAAGUGAGCAAGAAAGGAAAAGAAAAGAAAAGAAAACCAAAGAGAGGAACAAAACAGUUAUCGCAUAAAGAGUAAACGAGUGUUGAUUUGGCGCUGACGAUAACUUAAACUCAGAGUAGUAAUCGGUUGGAGUGGAAAAAAUGGAGUCGAGGAGAGUGACGAAGACGCUGGAAGACCAAUGGAUGGUGGAGCGUCAAGUCCGGGAGAUAUAUGAUUAUUUUUACAGCAUUCCCUCCAACUCACAGUCCGUCAUCAUAGAGCUGGAACGUGACAAGCACUUCGAUUAUCUUAGCCGAGGUCUCAGAAUACUUGGUCCGUCGUUCUCCGUUUUGGAUGCCAAUCGACCAUGGCUUUGCUACUGGACACUUCAUUCAAUCGCUUUGUUGGGAGAAUCUAUUGAUGCCAAACUGGAAAAUGAUGCAAUUGACUUUCUGACCCGUUGUCAGGAUAAAGAUGGUGGCUAUGGCGGCGGACCUGGUCAGAUGCCUCAUCUUGCAACUACGUAUGCUGCGGUCAAUUCACUCAUAACUUUGUCCGGCCCUAAAGCUCUGUCAUCAAUUAAUAGGUGCACAAGCUAUUCUAUGUUCUUAUUGGUGUCUUAUCUAUCGUUCACUUCUCUUGACAUUGAUCUAGUAAUAUGCCUCAGAGAAAAAUUAUAUACAUUUUUGCUGCGAAUGAAAGACGCAAGUGGUGGAUUCAGGAUGCAUGAUGGUGGAGAAGUAGAUGUUCGUGCCUGCUAUACUGCCAUUUCUGUUGCAAAUAUAUUAAACAUUGUGGAUGACGAGCUGAUUCAUGGUGUUGGAAAUUACAUCCAAAGUUGUCAGACUUAUGAAGGUGGAAUUGCUGGUGAACCAGGUGCUGAAGCUCAUGGUGGGUAUACUUUCUGUGGGUUGGCUGCAAUGAUUCUUAUCAACGAAGUGAAUCGAUUGGACUUGCCAAGAUUAAUUGAUUGGGUGGUAUUUAGACAAGGAGUCGAAGGUGGAUUUCAAGGCAGGACAAAUAAAUUAGUCGAUGGCUGCUAUUCCUUUUGGCAGGGCGCGGUAGUUUUUCUUGUACAAAGACUAAAUUUGGUAGUCCAUGAACAACUAGGGCUGUCAAAUGACCUCGAUACAGAAAGUGCUGAUGAUUCUUCAGAGUCAGAGUUAUCUGAUGAAAAAGAGAAUUUGAAAGGGUCAUCCUCCCAUGUUCAGGAGAAUUGCCCUCUUGGACAAGAAGGACAAGAAAAUGCUUCUGAUAGCCCAAAGAUAGCAGAUAUUGGAUAUGAGUUUAUCAACCGGCCCAUAGCUAUGCGGCCUCUCUUUGACAGCAUGUAUCUGCAGCAAUAUGUUCUUCUUUGCUCCCAGAUAGAUGGAGGUGGUUUCAGAGACAAACCUGGGAAAGGUAGAGACUACUACCAUACGUGUUACUGUUUAAGUGGUCUUUCAAUUGCUCAGUAUAGCUGGACCGACGAAGCUGAUUCUCCACCAUUACCCAGGGAUGUAUUUGGUCCUUAUUCCAGAUGUCUGUUGGAACAGAUUCACCCACUCUUCAACGUAGAGUUGGAUCGGUAUUAUGAAGCUCGCAAAUUCUUCUCAUGCUUGUGAGAAUGUUUCACCACUUUCAUUAGCACUAACUUUUCAGAAACAUAGGUGAAUCCAGAAUUUUGGGCCAUUGGGUCCAAAAGAGUUGGAAUCCUUUAUAUAUACAAUGUUUUUGCAUUUGUAUACGUACGAGUUGAGAGUAAAUGGGUACUUCUGAACCUGCUGAACUAGCUUUAAAUCCGUCUGUUUAGUUAGUUCUGUAGACAUCAAUGCGAAAUUGCAGAUACGCA
Solanum dulcamara is the source of this 1840-nucleotide messenger RNA. RefSeq names its product protein farnesyltransferase subunit beta. The transcript is spliced from 13 exons. Lineage: Eukaryota; Viridiplantae; Streptophyta; Magnoliopsida; Solanales; Solanaceae. The record is from RefSeq and is a predicted model, not a curated record. Gene Ontology annotation, cellular component: protein farnesyltransferase complex. Gene Ontology annotation, biological process: protein farnesylation. Gene Ontology annotation, molecular function: protein farnesyltransferase activity. Bases 171 to 1613 code for a protein of 480 amino acids.